AAGGUGUGAGAAAAAGUAGAAAAGUACAGUAGAUGGCGUGGAUCAGCAGUUCAUUCAUUCUUCAAGAUACUGGACUGCUGCCGAUUCAUUGAAGGACUUACUUGAUGUUGUACCAUUGCUGGUUGAGUACAGUAACCUCUGUCAUGAGCUGGAAAUCCUGGGUCGCUCAAAGAUGUUUUGUUUCUCUCCUCAUCAUCAAGGCAUCCUAUUCUGUUGAAUUUGAGAUCAGUGUUCCUAGUGAGCCUCAACUUGCCAUCGUGGGGCAGCAUGCAGUCCUAGACUGCAGCUUUCCUGUGGGAAAGGCCUGGGACCUGGACAACAGUGUGAUAACGUGGCAGAGAGGCCUGGAGGUGAUACACAGCUUCUACCACGGACAGGACAAACUGGACAGACAGAGCAGUCACUAUGCCAACAGAACCAGCCUGUACCACUCUGAGUUGGAGAGGGGUAAUGCCUCUCUAAGGCUGGAACGUACCAACCUGGGGGACAAAGGAGACUAUACCUGCUCUGUGAGCACACUGCUGGGCAGUGAGACGAAAACCUUUGCCCUGAAAUUAGCAGCAUACUACCCUGAGCCACACCUGACGUUCACAGCAUCUCCAAGAGAUGUGGAGCUACUCUUGACCUCACAGGGAGGGUACCCCCGACCCUCAGUGCAUUGGCUGGAUGACAGCGGUGAUGAUGUCACCAAUAACACAGUCACAAACAUCUCAGAGGACACACAGGGACUAUACACUGUGUUCAGUACACUAAAUCUACAGGGACAAGUCAACGAGACCAUCACCUUCGUCUUAAAGAACAAGGACCUGGGACAGGAGAUCAGGAGAGAGAUCACACUUUACUCAGCAAAUGAGAGGUCAUCAGUGGAAAAAGGCAAAAUUUCUGGAGACAACAGAAAGACAUGGAUAAUUAUUGUUCCUAUAGUGACAUUUGUACUGCUGUUGUUUGUACUAUUAAUGUCAGCAUUGAGAAAAACGUGCUAUGGGCCAUCACAGAAACCAUCACCUGUCUACCAAACACCAUCAGGCUCAUCAGAGUCAUCACAAAUAUAAUUUACUGUACUUCAUAAUGGAGAAAAAGACAACAUAUUUAGGAAUAUAUAAUGAAUGGAACUAUGGCGUCCAUAUGAUUCUUG
Molecule: messenger RNA, 1135 nt
Organism: Coregonus clupeaformis (lake whitefish)
Lineage: Eukaryota; Metazoa; Chordata; Actinopteri; Salmoniformes; Salmonidae
Product: CD276 antigen-like
Exons: 4
Coding region: 105-1052 (315 amino acids)
Source: RefSeq, a predicted model, not a curated record